AUGUUGAACAAACAACCCAAACUCAAACCGGAUUCGGCUCAAACUCAUCGAAGCCCCUGAAAUCCUAAUUCUGUGCAAUUGCAACUUUGCUUAUCUUUUAAAAGCCCAGACUCCAGAAACCUCGACCCCAAGAAACUUCAAAGCAACCACACCGGCGCACCGAACACUGCCCACCGGAUCAUAGCUUGCCGCCUUCGUUCGACUCUUUCUCUCGCGAAGAUCUUUAGAUUCAAAUUUAUGAUUUUUAAAUGGCAAUAUCUUCAAUGAGUGCCUCUUCUGGUAUUUCCACUUCGUUAUUACAUCCAGUGAGGCUUGAGCUUCCACAAAGGGGCCACCCUCUAAAGAUUUCCAACUACGGAGUAAAAGGACUUGGAAGGGUAUCAUACCGUUUGAGAUGUGAAGAAAAAUUAGAGAGGCUUGGCAAGCUAUCAUUAUGUUUUAGUUACAAACAUAAGUUAACGCCCACAAGAGUUUGUUCUGCAUCUGUGGUGUGUUCAGCUGCUUUGAAUGCAAGAUGCGGAGCUGAAGGCCAGACUCAAACAGUAGAGAAACCAACUUCUGUAAUUACAAAUGCACCUGGUAAAGAGAAAUCGCCACAACUUGAUGACGGUGGAACUGGGUUUCCGCCUGGUGAUGACGAUGGUGGUGGAGGAGGAGGAGGAGGUGGAGGUGGUAAUUACAGUGGCGGGUUUUUCUUUUUUGGUUUUCUAGCAUUCCUUGGGUUCUUGAAAGACAAGGAAAGUGAAGAAGAAUCAUAUCCCAAUCAUAGAUGAAUGUUCUGAGAUCAAAAGACUUGAUAUAGUCUAUAGUUUGCACUUGUAAUCCCAUUAUUUCCAUCUAGACAUCGACAUACUAUUAUAUAAAUUGCUAUCUUUUGUUAGUUCACGACCUCACGUGACCCUUUAAACUCGAGUGUAAAUCAAGGAAAGUCGGUAAACAUGGUAAAACCGUAAAAGGUUAUUUUUUAUAACGAUGUAGAGAAA
Messenger RNA from Amaranthus tricolor (Joseph's coat), 983 nucleotides. RefSeq names its product protein FERTILITY RESTORER RF2, mitochondrial-like. Lineage: Eukaryota; Viridiplantae; Streptophyta; Magnoliopsida; Caryophyllales; Amaranthaceae. The record is from RefSeq and is a predicted model, not a curated record. Gene Ontology annotation, cellular component: chloroplast. Gene Ontology annotation, biological process: chloroplast organization; thylakoid membrane organization. The transcript has 5 exons. The coding region runs from base 249 to 773 and encodes 174 amino acids.